UUGAGCCGCCACCACUGACUGAACAAGAUGAUGCUGAGCACCGAAGGCGGAGAAGGCUUCGUGGUGAAGGACCGGGACUUGCCCUGGUCCUGCUCGGCCGAUGAAGUCCAACGCUUCUUCUCGGAAUGCAAAAUUCAAAAUGGGGCAUCGGGCAUUCGUUUCAUCUAUACCCGGGAAGGCAGACCAAGUGGAGAAGCAUUUGUUGAACUUGAAUCAGAAGAUGAAGUCAAAUUGGCACUGAAAAAAGACAGAGAAACUAUGGGACACAGAUAUGUUGAAGUAUUCAAGUCAAACAACGUUGAAAUGGAUUGGGUGUUGAAGCAUACUGGUCCAAAUAGUCCUGACACUGCCAAUGAUGGCUUUGUGCGCCUUAGAGGACUCCCAUUUGGCUGUAGCAAGGAAGAAAUUGUUCAGUUUUUUUCAGGUAUGUAGUAGUGCUUGUCAUUGGACAGUGCAUUCUGGCUAGUUCAAGUAAUUGGAGUGAUUUUUAGAUCUACUUGUUUGGACAGGUUGAAAAUAAUGCUGUUCUCUGGUUUAGAAGUUCAGGGACCUUCAAAUAAUUUAAGCCCAUAAAUUAGAAUACCUUAAAGCUGGAAAACAACUUGGAUUCUAAAUAUCACUAAAUUUUUAAUUUUUUUUAUACUUGGUAUUGUAGUUUAAAGUAGAUAUUUAGAUGCUAGAGGAUUGUCCUCAACAGCUUAACUUCUUUCUACACAUUUGCUGUUCAGCAUAGUACCUCAAGUUUAUAAGGUAAGAUGCACUUAUCACCAUGACUAGAAUGAUGUACUUUAAUUUUAACUAACACUCUUCCUGCUGUUAUCCAUUAUUGUAAAAUGACACUGCCGGUGUCAUGGGACCAAAGUAAACUCCAAUAUGUUCUCUGGAGCAAUACUAUGGAGCCUCUUCCAAGAAAAUCCUGAUAAUAGCCUGGUAAUUGUAGGCUACUAGCAUUGCAAGUUGCCUGUCUUAAGUAAGAUUGCAGAAGAAUAAUUUUCAGGUACUGUUUUAAAUUCUUAUCAAUUGCUGAUUUUGAAAAAUGAUUUCCCAGUUUACUUAAGAUAGGGAAAUGCUCUACGAGGUAAUGUUUUGGGCCUAAACUAAUUGAAUGUCUAACACAAUUCUGAUGUGAU
Molecule: messenger RNA, 1130 nt
Organism: Gracilinanus agilis (Agile Gracile Mouse Opossum)
Lineage: Eukaryota; Metazoa; Chordata; Mammalia; Didelphimorphia; Didelphidae
Product: heterogeneous nuclear ribonucleoprotein H-like
Exons: 2
Coding region: 28-432 (134 amino acids)
Biological process (GO): regulation of RNA splicing
Cellular component (GO): nucleoplasm; ribonucleoprotein complex
Molecular function (GO): RNA binding
Source: RefSeq, a predicted model, not a curated record